Molecule: messenger RNA, 1744 nt
Organism: Paraphaeosphaeria sporulosa
Lineage: Eukaryota; Fungi; Ascomycota; Dothideomycetes; Pleosporales; Didymosphaeriaceae
Product: FAD/NAD(P)-binding domain-containing protein
Exons: 1
Coding region: 142-1593 (483 amino acids)
Source: RefSeq, a predicted model, not a curated record
UGUCAUCAAAGAGCUCCAAAAAUUCUUGUCCGUCAGCAUAAGCGAGCCUUGUACACCCCUCAGUCUGGCAAGGCUGUAUGCGGUGUUCUGUGAACUUAAAGGCAUGACUAUUCCUCUACAAUAGCUCAUUCGCAUUCUAUCAUGUCCCGGAUGCAAGCUUCUGUACUCGGCCUCCUAGCGCUGGCCUGCGCAAAAUUUGCGCGUGCAAAGAUCGAUGAAAGUAACUUCGAUGCGGCAAGGAUUAUAGAAAGGGACGUUGCGAUCAUCGGAGGAGGUGCAGCCGGAACAUACGCGGCAGUUCGGCUUCGAGAAGACUUCAACACCAGCAUCAUAGUGAUCGAGCCAAAGAACCGAUUAGGUGGUCACGUCGAUACAUACGAGGUGCCGGAGACGAAUACAACACUCGAGUAUGGCGUGCAGUCGUAUAUGCAAUAUGGCCCGACAGUCGACUUUUUCGAGCGCUUUAGCGUUGAAUUUGGUUCUUUUACAUCGCGACGUCUCGCAACGAUCAACGUGGACGUCGGAACGGGCAAGACACUCGAUUACACGUCACCAACGCUGAACGACACCACAGAAGGACUAAAGAAAUGGCUGCAGUUCGUUGAGAAGUACGACAGUCUGGUUGAACCGGGCUUCUGGAACUUUCCAUCGCCGGACAAGAUACCUGCAGAGUUCCUCAUGCCAUUUGGUGAGUUUGCACGGGAACACAAAGUCGAAGCCGCGGUGCCUCGAAUCGUCACCAUCUCCGGUGUCGGUGUCGGCGACCUACAAAUUCUUUCCACUUUACAAGUCGUGCAAGCCUUCGGAUUGGCGGUCACCAAAGGCGUAUUAGAGGGUACUUUCAUCCAGCCAAAAGUUUCAAACAGUUUGUUGUAUCAGCGCGCAUACAAGCUGCUCAAGGACGACGUUCGCCUUGGCUCCACGAUUCAAGAAACGGAAAGAGACUCAACAGGCGUUCGCAUUGUUAUCCAAUCCGAGAAAGACCAGGCGAAAACUCUCAUCAAAGCUAAGAAAGUCCUCUGGACCCCAUACCCAAGCCAAGACAAUUUAAAACCCUUCGACCAAGACGCCAAAGAACUACAAGUGUUCAAACCCUGGACUCCGGAAUGGGAUUAUGUUGGGGUGGCCAGCAUUCCCUGCAUACCUGAGAACACUUCUGUCCAGUAUAUGCCGAGAGCAGUGGAACCGUCCAACCAUCUCGCCAUCCGAGACUAUGCCUACUUCCUUUCUCUCGGUACGACUGGUCCUUCUGGCCUCAAUUUAUUCCGUGUGAUGCUAGGAGCCAAUUUCUCCCUAACGUAUGAAGAAGCAAAGGUUAUAGUAACCUCCAGCGUCCAGAAGCUGGUCCAAGCUGGAACCCUGAAUCAUACAGGAGACUGCGAGGUUGAUAUCAAAGCUUUAUCCGCUCACAAUGGAGUACUCUGGCCACGAGAAAGCGAAGCCUUAGAACAAGGGUUCGUACAGAAGCUAUACAGUCUACAGGGCCAUCGGAGUACAUGGUGGACAGGGAGGAGCUGGUGUGAGGAGUAUUCGAGCAACGUGUGGACGUUUACUGAUACAGUCCUGGAAAGAUUGUUGAAGUCUUUGGCGUAGCGCGAUGCGAGGCCAUAGUUGUGCGACGAAAAGCUGGAACAGUAGGUAUUGACAGGGUUUGCCGGGCAGAUUGUGCGCUUGAUGAAAUCCAGGUGUGGACAUGAAUUGGAAUACUACUCAGUGUAUGAAGGAAUAAAUCUACCUGUCCUUG